AAUAAGGAAAACAGCGUCUGAAAAAAACUCCUUCAAGGUGUCACAGCCAGUGUUUACUUCGUCGAAGAUAUUGUUUUCAUUUCAUGCCGUAUGUUUUAUGAAUAAAGACAUUGAAAGAACUGGGAUUCUUUCUCCGUAUGGAGGAUGAGAGAGGUCUCAGAUUUAAUCUGAAACAUCUUAAUUUGUGCUCCAAAGAUAAACGGACCCAAGGAAUUGGAACCACAUGAAGUUUUAUUCAUGUUGGAACAAUGGAGAAUUACUGCUGCAUCUGUUGCUUUUCUAAAGAAGAAAGGGAAAAGACUGCCAUACAUAAGGAAAUCAACCGCACGCUUGCUGAGCAGGAGAAACAACAACAGGCACAAUACAAAUUACUUUUAUUAGGCACAGCAGAUAGCGGAAAGUCAACAUUUAUGAAGCAGCUGAGGCUCAUUUAUGGAAAAGGAUACACGGAAGAGGAGAGGCAUUGCUUCGCUAGACUGAUUUACCAGAAUAUCUUUAACGCUAUGCAAGUACUUAUACGAGCAAUGAUCGAGUUAAAGAUUCCUUACACCAGUCUACAGAAUGAGAUUUAUGCUCAAAGGAUCCAAAAUCAAAUCCCAGAAAAGGUGACGAAGUUACAGAGACAUUAUGUAGAAGCUAUUCGUCAUCUAUGGGCAGAUGAGGGCUUUCAGAUCUGCUACAAAGACGGCGGACAGUUUAAGCUGGACUCCACUAAGUACUUCAUUGAUAACUUAGACCGCAUCGCAGCUGAUGAUUACAUCCCUACAUGUCAAGAUAUUCUCCGUGUCCGUUUGUCUACAACUGGCAUCAUAGAGUACACUUUUAGUGUCCAGAAGAUUAUACUCAGGUUUGUAGAUGUUGGGGGUCAAAAAUCAGAGAGAAGGAAGUGGAUCCAUCACUUUGAGAAUGUGACAGCGCUCUUAUAUGUAGCUUCUCUCAGCGAGUACGAUGAGGUGCUGAUGGAGAACAGCAGUGAGAAUCGUAUGAGAGAGAGUUUGGCACUGUUCAACUCUAUCAUUCGCAACCCGUGGUUUACUAAAUCCUCAAUCAUCCUCUUCCUGAAUAAAACAGACAUGCUGGAAGAGAAAAUUCAGUUCUCCGAUCUAAAAAACAACUUUCCUGAGUUUGAAGGCAAAUGUCAGGAUGUUCAUGGUGCAAUGGUGUUCAUCAGAAAGCUUUAUGAGCAAGAAACAUUCUGCCAAGAGACAAAUACCUCCAGAAACAUCUAUUGUCAGUUCAUCUGCGCCAUGAACACCGCAAAAACCCGCGAACUCUUCGAUUAUGUCAAAGACAUUGUCCUUACUGAGAGUCUAAAGGAGAACAAAACUUUAUAAUGAACUUAAAAACAGGUCACAAUCCCUGAUUAUUGGUGGACUCCUUAGUAUUGUGAAUUAAAAAGCUUUGCUCCUGUUA
Messenger RNA from Danio aesculapii, 1413 nucleotides. Its product is annotated as guanine nucleotide-binding protein subunit alpha-11-like. Gene Ontology annotation, cellular component: heterotrimeric G-protein complex. Gene Ontology annotation, molecular function: G-protein beta/gamma-subunit complex binding; G protein-coupled receptor binding; GTPase activity. Bases 249 to 1334 code for a protein of 361 amino acids. The transcript is spliced from 9 exons. Gene Ontology annotation, biological process: phospholipase C-activating dopamine receptor signaling pathway; adenylate cyclase-modulating G protein-coupled receptor signaling pathway; action potential. Lineage: Eukaryota; Metazoa; Chordata; Actinopteri; Cypriniformes; Danionidae. The record is from RefSeq and is a predicted model, not a curated record.